This is a messenger RNA of Spodoptera litura, 3301 nucleotides long. The record is from RefSeq and is a predicted model, not a curated record. Lineage: Eukaryota; Metazoa; Arthropoda; Insecta; Lepidoptera; Noctuidae.
AUGGCUUAUAGACAUACUUUCACACAAGAAAAUAGCUAUUUUGGUUUACAAGAAGCUUUACACGAUAUAAUCAACCAGGAUAGUGACGACGAUGCUACUUAUGAUGUGAUUAUGUUGCCACCUGAUCCAGACGUUGUCACUGAUGAAGAGGAAGGUGGUGAGGAUAACUUAUAUCAUAACGAAUUACCUCAGGAUGUUCCAGGUAACGUAGAAGUGGUUACUCACAGACGUUCUUGUGCUGUCGAGGAUGAAUGGAGCACCGACGAUGAUGAACCUCUCACAACAAUGGCAUCAUCGUCUUCGCAAAGUGCGCCAAAGAGAAGAAAAGUUGAUGGAGUGCCAACUUGGAGAAAGUGUGUGCCUGUUUAUUCCAUUUCUCGGUCUAUUACAGAAUCUGCAGCUCUUGAAGAACGAUGUUCUAAAGUUUCAGAUAUCCUAAAAGACAUGACCCCUGUGAAAGUCUUUGAAUAUCUUUUUGACGACGAAGUGCUAGAACUUAUCACAUCACAAAGCACAAUAUAUGCUGGGCAAAACAAUAGGCACGAUAAAUCUUUCAGUAAAGAGGAACUUCGAAAAUUCCUAGGCAUACUUAUACUUUCCGGUUACCACAAAUUGCCUAGCGAGAGGUCGUACUGGAGCUUAGAUGAUGAUCUAGGUGUCACGAAAGCUCACGAUCCAACCCUCUUCGAAGCCGUGCGUCGACUAUCUGGAGUCCUCGGUCACUACAUGGUGGUUUUCAACCAACUCAUUGAGUGCUGCCAUCAGAACCUGCAAGUCCAGAAGACGGUGUUCAUCGACAAUAUUAUCAAAGCACUUGUUUCUCGAAUACUUGAACUAAAGGCUGAAUUAGAAAAAUUAGAAGGCAGUCGUUUCCAAUUCAUUGGUCAUGGGUUGAUUGAAGUCCAUCACACGGUGUUUGACAUCGAUAUGACCGCGAUACCCAUGCAGGAGGGCAGACCAGAGCAUAUACAGGAAGAAUUUGAUAAAAUACUAGCUAGGGUGAAGGAAAUGAAAGAAUUCGUUGAAGAAGUUGAAGAAGAAGAAAUUGAAGAGCCUCAGGAUACGUUUGCAGAGUUAUGGGGAGUAGAAAUAAAAGAGGAGGAGCCUGUGUUUAAAGUUAAAGAGGUAGAUCUGAGUAUACCAGAAGAAUUGCGUAAAACAAGAGAAUAUCUGGCUUUGAUACUUGCACAUGAGAGGACCAGGCAAGUUAUAAAAAUGAUGAAAAAGAAUCGACUUAGAAGAGAGAUGUGGGUGAAGGAGCUGACCGGGACUUUACAGCCUCCAGCCAGAUACGAGAUCAGAGAAAGAAGUUCUCAACUCAUUUGUAAAGGCAAAGAUUUUUUGUGCAGAGCCUACUUCAAGUUGAAGCGGCAACGGAUUGAAGAUUGCAAGAGAGACCAACUAUUGGGACUUAAUAUUUGCGAUUCGCCGAAUUUAGACACACAAAGAGUAAAUGCAGAUAAAAUGCUUCUUAAUCGUUCAAAACUACGAACCAUUUAUGAGAAAGAGUGGAUAAAACAUCGUGACAAGAUAAAAGAAGAUGUGCUUAAAUAUAGACAAGCAAAAAUCUGUGAUGAACUAAGGGACCAAAUUAGGGAGUGGUUCAUUCAAUGGUUUGAUGCAGUUCGUUUUUUCUACGACAUACCAAAAGAAGGACCUGUGGCUAUCUUCAAUGGUAAUGUUCCCAGUCCUGAAGACUGGUAUGAGGAGAAUGAAGCUCAAAAGCUCAAAAAUGCUGCUAACAAAAAGAAAAGUCCUCAAGAUUUGAAAUUCGAGAAACUAGACGCAAUAAGGCAAGAAAAGUUACUACAACAAGAAGAAUUAAUGAAAAAGAAAUCUGAAGCACUGCUAUUAAAGAAGAUGAUGAAAAAUCCUACGAUGCACCCAGGAUAUAAGUUCCCCGUUUCAAAAACUAUGCAAAAUCUUAAGGACGUUAUAGACUACUAUCACCAAUCAUGGGACAUAUACGAUGUAUGGGAAACUAACGAUGUCAAAGAGAAGUAUGUUCAUGAAAUUGAUGUGAUUAAUGCUAUAAUGGAAGUGUCACUCGAAGUUAUGCCACAAGUUGAUGCAGACAUGAGGAAAGAACUUAAACAACUGAAGACAGCUUUGAGUGAAGAUUAUAAAACUCUCGAAAAGGAUAUACCGAAAGACGUGACAAAGCCAAUAAAAAGGGAAAAGCAGAAGAAAAAAACUCGCGUUGAAUUGAAUAGUAAAAUUAAUAAAAUGAUUGAGGAUCUGGCUCUACAAGAUUUGAUCGUGGAGUAUCCUAGAGUUAAAUUAGAAGAUUUUAUUGGAGACCCUAACUUUGGUGGAGAAGAUUUGAGGCGAAAAAUUGUACCAACAUUUCCAUUCAAUUUUGAAAUCCGAGCGUACUGGUGGGAGAAGUGUCGAGAAGUAAGCCACGGUUUCCACAGGAUUCUACUGGUGGGACCUAGAAGUAGUGGCAAAACUAUACUUGUUAAGGUCUUAGCUUCUAUUAACGAUGCAGUGCUUUUCGACUUAGACCCUCAUAAAGUCCAAGGUAAUUUGCAAACGGCACCAUUCAUCAAACGACUGGCUAAAAUGGUAGUUGCUUGUACCAAAGUCUUGCAGCCUUGUGUCAUCCAUUUAAAACAUGUACAGAAACUGUUUUAUAUUAAGUCACCACCGGAAGACAUAGACAUGAAUUCGGUCCUUAUAAAAAAGUACUUUGUUCAGUACUUGAUAAAAAAUAUUCGCAAGACUGACAACGUAACAAUAGUAGGUACCUGUACAGAACCAUGGUUAGCCAAAAGCAAGGGUUUAUUGAAGUGGUUUCCCACAGUACUGCUUCUACCAGACAAUACGUACUCUCCAGUCGUGCAGAUAUUAGAAGAUUGGGUGGUCAAAUAUGGAGUAAUACCAGCAAACUUCAACGUUACCAACUUGGCUUAUAUGCUGCGAGGGUAUACCUUCGGGUAUCUGAAACACGCGCUGGAGAGGUUCAUGUCGGGUGACAGAAUUAUCAAAAUAGCCGCUUAUGGACUUACUCCCAUGGAAGUCUAUGAUUAUAUUUUAAACGAUGAAAAUGCUGAAGAAGCCGAAUACGACCAAUACCUAAAAUGGUACCAUGAGAAAACCGCUCCAGGUAUGAAAGAGGUGAAGCACUUGCAAGAACAGUUAGAUUUUAAGGCUGCAUUCGAGAAAUACGUUUUAAAGGCUAAAAAGGAGGGUAAACCACACAAAGCACCUGGAAGUGCCAGUACGAGUAACACAGGCACGACUGACUAAUUAUAGAAAAUAAAUACUUUGUACAAAAUAUGAUGUUUUAGAUGUCAAG